GGUCAGCACACUAGAAAAAAUAAAACAUAAAAAAAAUUACCCAGAAACAACAUUUAAUAUAUUACAGAACAAUAAAUAAUUAUUAAUCUAAUAAAAACAUAUUAAGAAUUAUUUAUAUUUUCAGUAAUUAACAAUUAAUGAAUGUGCUUCAAAACCUUUUAUUGGUUUAAAGAUAUGAAUUAUAGGCUAAAUCUUGCAAAUAUUCCACCUCCACCAAAUAUUGCCAUUUUUAUUUGAUAAAAGCAUUUUCAUGAUGUAGGAUUUUUCAGGUGCAGCCUAAUUUCCUCAAUUUAGCGCGGUAUUUAAUAAUAAUUAUCAUUUUUAUAACAAAUAUAUUUAUGGCAUGUUAAUAUUACCGAAAGCUGAAAUACAAAGACAUUGAUAGUCCUCAUAUUUUUCAGAGAUUAAAGCUGACUGGGUUUCACACCAACCGAGUUUUAAAUAUAUUUCCUAUUAACCUAUUGUUUUCACUAGCUGAGUUGUUUCUAAAAAUAUGUAGGCUAUUUAUACGAUAAAAUCUAAUAUUUUGAUAAUAUCAAAUCUUUAAAAAAGAAAAAAAGAGCCUUGUACUGGUUUUCUAUAAAUAUCUCUGCUGUGCGAAAUCAGUCUGCUGGCACUGAAAAGCGAGGUAAAUGCAUUAUAUAUUUAAACGGAUGUGUUUGAUUUCGUUUUCUGUUUCUGUACCUAAAUCACAGUCGCAGUGUUUCAUUCUUCCGGUUUUGCGUAUCUCCUAAAAUGAUCUUAUUUGCUGCGAGGAUAUUGGUAUUACAGGAUAUCAUAUUAGCUAACUAUCUAACAUUUCGUUUAAAUCUGUUUCUUAUGAAUAUAAUAAAAUCUUAUUUAAGCUAGACUAAUCACUGCAGUUGUUAAGAGGUAUUUUUAAAGCGCUGGACUGUAAUCGAAUUCGUCUUUGGUGCAGGAGCCUAUCCAGAACAUUUUCCUCCCUUUCCUCUAAAUAACCUGAUAAAUGCGCACGGAAUCGACAUCAUUAUAUUCAAUAACCAAAUUUAUAAUCGUUUAGAGUGUUUUAACAGAAAAAACCCGAAAGGAAUCAUCAAGAAAAAUCAUCAAUAUUCAAUUACCACAGACAACUGCGCCUCUCCUGUUUGACUGAAUCGCCAGUCGGAGAUCUGAGACUCUUUUGUGGAUUAUUCAACCCGAGUGUUUUUGUUGCAGGCUUCCAGUGUUUAUGAUGGGUUUUUCUUUAUUGUUGCGCCAGCUCAGUAAAACUAGGGUAAUGACUACACUUUGCUUUAUAGAUCUAUAGGCUAUUGCAACUUUGCCAAUGCAACAUUGCCAAAGUUUCCAAUGUAAAAUGUAGGCUGCUAUUGUUAAAAAAGCUCGAAUAUCUAAACAAAACAGUUGAUUUUAAACCAACCAAGAAAAAUCAGGUGAGUGGGCAAAGUUUUUGAUGAAAAAAAAAAAAAAAAAAGUUUAAAUAGGCCUAAUAGGCCUUUCAAAACAAGAUUUCCAGACUCCUUUAUUUAUUCUAUAGCAGCUUGUCAAUUUAUUACCGGUGUGACUUGAAUAUGGAUUUUGAACAAGAAAAAUGCAUAUAUGCCAGUAGCUAAUUUAUGCCACAACCUACGUUAUUCAAAACUGCGUGUAGGCUACUUGGAUGAUCAAGUCAUUUUCUUUGGCCGACCAGUUUUUUUUCCCCCUGCAUUGAUUGGAAGGUGCUUGGGUGUGUUUUUGUUAUUAUUAAUUGAUUUUACCGUCAGUGACAAACUAACACAAAUGAUUCUCUGGCGCCGGACGCCAAACACUCUUUCCAGCUCGUUCAUUUCCAUCCGACUGCUGGCACACACUUGAGAGAUGAUGUCUUCUCUCUUUUAAGCAUUAAUGUUGCAGGAACAGGCGAAGGGAAAAAAAUAACACAGCGAUUAUUUUUAAUUGAGCUGGCAGAAAUCUUGCGCUCCUCAUAAUUUGUGGUCAAAAUGGCGGACGUGACGCGCAGGUGUAACGCGCUGCUGAUGUUACCAAAAUGCACUGAACGUUAAACGCCGCUUUACUAACUCUUAACCGUAUUUCAGACACCCCUGACCUCUGUAAGGAGCGAUGAGACUCGUGCUGGGAUUGUAGAUGAGAAACCAAGCCAUGGAUGAAUUUCAUCCCUUCAUCGAGGCUUUGCUGCCACACGUCCGUGCGUUCUCCUACACCUGGUUCAACCUCCAGGCCCGCAAGCGCAAGUACUUCAAGAAGCACGAGAAGCGCAUGACGAAGGACGAGGAGCGCGCCGUCAAAGACGAACUCCUGGGCGAGAAGCCCGAGAUCAAGCAGAAGUGGGCGUCCCGUCUGCUCGCCAAGCUCCGCAAAGACAUCCGGCCGGAGUUCCGCGAGGACUUCGUGCUCACCAUCACGGGGAAGAAGCCGCCGUGCUGCGUGCUGUCCAACCCCGACCAGAAGGGCAAGAUCCGCCGCAUCGACUGCCUGCGGCAAGCGGACAAGGUCUGGCGCCUGGACCUGGUGAUGGUUAUCCUGUUCAAGGGAAGCCCGCUGGAGAGCACGGACGGAGAGAGACUGGUCAAGUCCCCGCAGUGCUCCAACCACGGCCUCUGCGUGCAGCCGCACCACAUCGGAGUGUCCGUGAAAGAACUGGACCUGUAUCUGGCCUACUUUGUCCACACGCCAGAAUCUGGACAAUCGGAUAACUCCAACCAACAAGGAGAAGCAGACAUCAAGCCUCCGCCCAAUGGGCACUUGAGUUUCCAGGACUGCUUUGUGACGUCAGGCGUAUGGAACGUGGCGGAGUUGGUCCGCGUGUCACAGACACCAGUUGCCACAGCAACCGGACCCAACUUCUCUCUGGCCGACCUUGACAGUCCAGGAUAUUACAACAUCAACCUGGGUCGCCGCUCCAUUACGUCCACGCCAUCGACCAGGACUGAGAUGGAGUUGUAUGCCAGUCUCCCUCGGAGCUCCAACAAGCGUAAAUCCAUUGAUGACAGUGAGAUGGAGAGCCCGGUGGACGAAGUCUUCUAUUCGGGCCGUUCUCCUGCCCCGGGAGUGUCCCAGCCCAGCGGCUGGCCCAAUGAUGUUGAUGCAGUGCAACACCAUUUGGCCAGUAUGCAGGAGAGGAAGAUAAAACACGAAAGCGAUGGCGUGCAGUUUCCUUACCAUGGACUCUCGUCGCCUGGUUCUCUUAAGAAGUCGGGGAAAUUCGAUUUCAGCGCUCUGUCCGGCCAUACGAGGUCUGCACGCAUGCCGUUCACCCAUCACCCGCUGCCCAUGCUGGCAGGUGUAAGACCAGCAGGAAGUCCCCGUGCCUCAGCUUCCUCCCUGCACUUCCCCUCACCCUCCAUCAUCCAGCAGUCCAGCCCGUACUUCACCCAUCCCACCAUCCGAUACCACCACCACCCGGGACAGGACCCGCUCAAGGAGUUUGUGCAGUUUGUGUGUGCCGAUGGAUCGGGACAGGCUAGUGGUCAGCCGAACGGGAGCGGCCAGAGCAAAAUGCCGGGCUCCUUCUUGCUGCCUCCACCCCCUGUGGCGCGUCCAGUGCCCCUCCCAAUGCCAGACUCUAAAUCCAGCAGCACGCCCCCCGAUGGCGGACUCACCUCACCCACAUCUCCGUCAUACUCCACGCCAGGCUCCACAGCUCCCAACAGGUUUGUCAGCAUCGGAUCACGGGACAACAACUUUCUGAACAUACCCCAGCAGACGCAGUCAUGGUUCCUUUGACGAGGUCCUGCCUGCAACCUGUCAACACAAUUUGGAAGUUUUAUGACAAAAAAUAAAUAAAAUCCUGUUUGAAAAUCCCCUCCGACCCGAAACGCACCCUAAGAAACGUGAGCAGCAUAUGAUUGGGAAACGUUCGACCCUGUAUUUGCCAACCGUCAGACGCCCUUCAAGCCCGCUCCUCCACCUCCGACAAAGACUUUCAGAUCACAGUAGGAGGCGAGGGACCGACACACACCUACAGCAUCUCGCAAGAACCGUCACCAAACCAACGGCAACAUGGAGGAGCAAGAACCCGAAGAACACAGACAGGAAAUGUUACUAGGAACAAGGAAGUAGUGUACAGUGGCUGGGAUUAUCAACAGUUUCAGUGGUGAGGAUUCAGACACAACAAAAACGCAAGAUUUUGACCAAUUUAACUGCAGUUUUUUGUUUUCAAAACACUUAAACAUGCUGACAUUCAGCAUACAGGCAACACUAAAUAAUGAGAGCCCUGGACGUUUUGCAAUUUUAGCUAAUUAGCAUGCAGUAGAAACGUCUUUUUUCCCUUUUGCGGUCAAUUACGAAACUAACUACGAACAGCAGAAGUAUUGCACUACAGUAAUGCGAAGAACACUAGUUUGAUGUGCACUAUUGAAAAUAGGAUCGACGGCGGACAUUAUUUGCACAUUUUAUUGUGGAGAAAAAUUAACCUGGUACACUAAAGCUACCCAGAGACCCAGUCUCGUUUUCAGGCCCCAAACUGAAUUUUUAAAUAAAACUAAAGCCCAUUUCAGGUGCUUGGUGCCAACUAGACAGCACCUGAUUUCAGUUAGUACUCCUAUAGGAUGAAUAAAGUCAACCAGCACACACUUAAGGUGCGGUCACAUUCACCAAAUUUGUCUUGAUGUCUCGAACCUGAUGAGAAAUCUGCUUGAGGGAAAUGUUUCAAUCUCACGUAAAAAUUCCUGAUCAUGUGGAAAGGAACAGUUCACCCAAAAAUGAAAAUUUACUCACCCUCAAGUUGUUCCCAACCUGUAUGAGUUUCUUUCUUCUGUUGAACACAGAAGAUAUUUUGAAAAAGGUGAUAACCAAACAGUUGAUGGUAGCCAUUGACUUAAAUUUUUAAAAAAUUUUCCAUACUAUGAAAGUCGGUGGCUGCCGUCAACUCAUUUUCAGUUUUUGGUGAAUUGUCUUAUUAAAUUGACUAGAUUUCGCCUUUGAAGUUUCGCCAAUCAGUGGAAAAUGUGACUAUAUUUUUACAGCCAUGUGAGUGAGCUACAACUUUAAAAUCAUUUGUUUGGCAAAAUUCGCUGGUCAGCACAACAAAUUUGUGUGACAAUCUUGAAUCGGAUUUGAAAUUUUCUAAAUUCGCAUUCAUGUGGAAUCCUAUCAAAAUGACUUAUUUCCCCUGCAAAAUUGCGCUAAAUGUGACCGCACCUUUGCAGCCAUGUGACGGAGUUCCAAUUUUUAAAUUGUUUAAAAAAAAAAACUAAAAAAAAAAAUUCCCCUAUAAUCAUUGCAUUCUUUUGUUAUUUCAAACUCAUUUGUCUCUUUGUUUUAAAAUUAAAGCCAUAUGUCUGAACUUUGUUUUAAAUAGUAAAACUUUUAAUUAGAAGCAAAAAACUUUGUAAUAAAAAAUAUUUUCUAGUGAUUUUUGUUUUUUACUAGCCCCAGCUAGUCAUUCCGCUAUUUAUAAUGGCUUUGAAUUAAUUUCAUCAUUGUGGCGAGGCAUAAUAAAAGUCCCUUAUUCAUUAGCACUAAUAAAGACGGCUCUAGAGACACGCCCACUUCUGUGUUUUGUUUACGUACCUGUUUACACUCCCAGAAGUCCGUGUUCCAAGAACACGUGACCUUGCUGCGGAGCAAAAGAAUAAAAGAAUGUGUGACAUAUCAUAGCCGUGCUCAGAGGGAGGUGGGCCGCUCAGACCGCUUUUAUUAGACGCCGCAUUUCACCGUUCGCUUCAGUAGAUUUACUCUAAAUUUGGUAACAUUUCGGCAUGGCUGUUUGCACAUACACACACACACACACACUCUCCACCACAGAUUGACUACAAAGGGAAGCCUUUACAGUAGGGCGAUUUUCAUCCGCUGAUAAAGUUUUGUUUUUCGACGCAGCUGUAAUCGGUAACCUCACAAAAUAACUGGACUGCCUGACCAUGUAUCUCACUGCAGGGAAGCAUUGUUGCCGGAUGGCGGCCAUGUCAUCGCUUUGGUAGAAAACUUAACACGAGAAUCGUGAUGGCAAUGGUCUUUUCUUUUCUAAUCAAAGGAAGUGCCUCUGUAUUCCCAUUAUGCAAUUUGUUAAACAUGAAUUCAGGUUAUUUUCUUGCAUAUAAGCUAUAGAGGAGCGUGAAAUUUUUAUGAGAAAAAAAAAAAAGCAAGCGUCAGCUCACUAGUUACAAACAUCUUUAUAUAUACAGGAUAUAUCCAUAUAUAUUUAUAUAUACAUUUUUUUUCUUAUUUGCCUAAUAAGCUCAGUGGCAGUCUAGUUAUUUUUUGAAGUAUGACAUGAUCAUAAAUCAGAUAUCCGUUCAGAAGUACCAGUCCCGAAAACCCAGUUCUGCACUUAAUAAUUAGAGCGAAAAAAAAAACAACUGGCGGAAAUCUGAUUUCCGCGGAAAACGUAUCGAUAGCGUAGUGGGAAAAAAAAGAAAAAAAAAAAAUGCACGGCUUUUGAUUUCUUUUGUGUUUGGACAGGAAGUAUUUGUUAUUGCAAAAUAAAGUGUGUUGAUUGAGCCAUGUGCAAUGCCUUGGGUAGAAACUGUGUUUGUCUCAUUGUUAGGGUGUACAGGAAAGCGUAGAGGUGAAAAUCCUUCUAUUAUAGUAAAGUCCACGCUGUCCGGGACUCUAAACUACAGGGCAGAGAGAGCGAGAGAAAGAGAGAACACAGUCUUUGUAAGUUUUGGGAAUUCGUUUUGUAAUCUUUCCUGUUUUCUGCUUUUUUUUUAAUGUUUAUUUGUAAUAAUUUGUUCUCAAAACUUAGGAGGGCUGAAGAAGCAGUUUUUUGCGACACGUCAGAAUAUAUCACUAAAUGAAACAGGUGCUUUUUAUGGAUCAAAGUACGCUCGAUCUCUAUUAUACAUAAGACGACGAAAAAUAAGUGUUAAAGACAAAUUUUAGAAGAAAAAAAACGUUCAUUACUCUUUCCUUUUUGUAUUUACUGAAGGGGGUUCAUUGUGGUCAAGGUUGUGACAAAAGGCAUUUUUCCUCCAACCUUUUCUCCGAAGCGAUCAAAAAAUGUCGACUGAUGACGUCCUAAGAGGUUUUACGACUUAACUAGCUAAAAUGCAGGAUUUUUCCGGUAUUUUGACUUCAUGCUAUGCAUUCCAGUUUUCUAGGACUUCCAUGCUUUGGAUCGCCCGAACCGCCGUAGUCCUUAAACUUCCCGUCUGAACUUCGCUGGCUUUUUGUACAUGGAAAAUUUUAAAUUCAUAUGAAAGGUAUGACAAGAUCUUCCCUGUUUAUGGGAGAGGCUUUAACACAGCUCGAAUAAACUAAAAUGCCCAUUGUAAGCUAGAAAUGUUGGAAUAUGAAGAGAGAUGGGAGGUGUGAUGUGAAUUUGCCAUCUUUUAUACUUGUGAAUCUCACAAAAACUUAAGACAUUUUUCUACAGAGCCCUGCACAUGACACUAGGACAACAGUAUAUUUAUCAUAGCCUUGAAUUAAGAAUUUGUUCCCAUGUAUUAUUAAUUUAUUCCCUCACUUUAGUUAAUUUGGGGUUACGAAUUAAUAAUUUGUACCCAUAACGUGAAAAUUAAUUCCCUCGUUUUCAUAAUCAAGACAUCAGUACAAAGUGGCCACAAUUUACAAACACAAGGAGGCAAACUAGUAAAACAUGGCCACGUUUAUGAAAACGAGGAAUCUAGUUAGUACAACAACAUAGCCACGAUUUACGAAAAAGAGUGAGCUAAUUUGUACAACAUGGCCACGAUUUACAAAAACGAGGUAGCGAACUAGCACAGCAUGGCCAAAAUUUACAAAAAAUAAGGGAACAAUUUUUGUACAAAGAAGCCGCAAUUGACAAGAAUGAGGGAAUGAAUAUGUAUGUUGCAACGAUUUAUGAAAAUUAGGAAACAAAUUAGUACACUGUGGCCAUGAUUUACAAAAACAGGAGCGAAUUACAACAUGACUACAAUUUACGUAAACGACAGAAAAAUAAAAUAAAAAAAAUAGUACAACAUGGUUAUGAUUUACAAAAACAAAGAAACUUAUAAGUCAUAGAAACAAUUUCUUAAUUUGUGGGAAUUAUAUUUUUUUUCUACGUCAUGUGUGGAGCUCUGUAUAUUUCAUUCAGAAAUCAUAAGAAAAAAAAAAAACUUAUUGUAAUGUCAUUUAUUUUUGACAAAAUAUAAAAACACACAAAAUAUAAUUUCUCUGUUGAUUUUGGGGUGAAAUUAUUUUCGUAAAAAGAUUCAUCCAAACAGAUUCCCAAACAAAGUCAGUGACCAAUCAGAAAGAGAGAGUUGAAAUUGAACCCCCCCCCCCACCCCCUCCCUGAAUCUGCAGCGCCCUCUACUGGUCCCUGUGUAAAUGACUCUAAAUAUUUGUUUUGUGAUCUAGUGUUAGACUCAGAGCAUCAUAAAGGUUGUCCCUAAAAAGUGCCUUUUGUUCACAGACACCAUCUUGUAAUCCUGAGUGCCCAUCUCAAAAAAAACAAACAAAAACAAACAAAAAAAAAACAAAAAAAUCCCCUCGUUCAAACUUCUGUAUUUCUCCUUCCGCGACUUCAAAGCAGUAUAUAUAGUACUAAAGGAAAUCGGUGUGACUUAGUUCCUCUUUUUAUUGUUGAAUAAUUAAGAAAACUGUAAAAAAUAGAAAAAAGAAAAAAAAAGAAAAAAAAAAAAAACUUUCUGUCUUGCUUUUCCUUCCUCUGUAAUCUUGUCUUCUGCCUCUUUUGGACACUGGAGUAGUCUAUAGUUGCAUAACCAUCCCCUUUUCCCUGUGCCCCUUUUCUCUGAACGGAGGGGUUUUAAAAUUAAAAAAAAAAAAAAGGAAGAAAAAAAAAAAAUGUUGUCUGAGCAGAAUGCAGUUAGCUCACAUGUUAUUCUUGUCUGUACGCUUCACGUUGUAUUCAUACCGAUCUCUUCAGCUUCUCCAUUGAACAGUUAAUGUACGUGAACAAGUUACGCCGGUGAGCUCUGGUGGGCCGUCCGACAGACGGGCGUUUCAGCUGGACGCGAUUUGCGAAAACGAUAAGAGGCCGACUGCUGAGGUAGAAUAGGCGAGUUUUUGAGCUAUUUAUUUCUUUUUUGUUACCAAAUUCAUUUGAUUUGCUAUGAUCUGUUUGUAUUGAUAUUGCAUUGAGAAUCUGUAUUGAUGAUGCACCUUUGAAUGGUUGUACGUGACCAGAUAUUUAAUAAAAAUAAAAAAAAGUUCCUGUCAAGACGAAGCACCUUAAAAACGGAGUGGUUUCAGCCCAGGGAAAGCAACACAGUUUCAAAGCGACCGCGAGCCCAGCGUUACGAGCCAAACUCAUAGACCAAAGUGACGCACGUCACAAAAACCUGAGCGAAACUAAAUUUAACUUGAAAACUCACCAGCAAAAGCCAAUGUCGUGGGCUUAACGACAACUUGCUUCCUCCCACAAACAAAAUAUGCAAUUGUUUCACUUUCCCGAGUCCGUGAAGCCGGCGUCCGCGUUGGCUGUGAUUUAUUAAUAACUGUAAUAAGUGAAAGCCAUAGUGAUGGACACGUGUUUGGCGCUCUCGUUGUCCCUCCCUGGUACUGACCGUCCAUUUUCUUUCUUUCGUAUUUACUUUUGUACUCUUUUGUUGAGCGGGGCAUUCGGAUGCGUUUAGAGUAGCAUGAACCCUCGGCGGCUCCGGUCUUGUUUGAACUCCUCGAGCGGCGCCCUUCUCAGUCCACACGCCUUCCAGAGCUCAUGGUGAAAUGCAUGUGUUGAUUACAAUUUCUUUUCCAUAAUAAGAAAAACAAGUAAGAGCAGCACCUUUAACUGAUUGAAUAAAAGGAUGUUCUUGACUGUAA
This is a messenger RNA of Onychostoma macrolepis, 9645 nucleotides long. It is a transcript of the gene nfixb, whose product is annotated as nuclear factor I/Xb. Gene Ontology annotation, biological process: regulation of transcription by RNA polymerase II. The transcript has 13 exons. NCBI's taxonomy places the organism in Eukaryota, Metazoa, Chordata, Actinopteri, Cypriniformes, Cyprinidae. The record is from RefSeq and is a predicted model, not a curated record. The coding region runs from base 2083 to 3681 and encodes 532 amino acids. Gene Ontology annotation, cellular component: nucleus. Gene Ontology annotation, molecular function: RNA polymerase II cis-regulatory region sequence-specific DNA binding; DNA-binding transcription factor activity, RNA polymerase II-specific.